This is a messenger RNA of Pseudopipra pipra, 6762 nucleotides long. It is a transcript of the gene FBXO21, whose product is annotated as F-box protein 21. The transcript is spliced from 12 exons. Bases 30 to 1844 code for a protein of 604 amino acids. NCBI's taxonomy places the organism in Eukaryota, Metazoa, Chordata, Aves, Passeriformes, Pipridae. Gene Ontology annotation, molecular function: DNA binding; protein binding. The record is from RefSeq and is a predicted model, not a curated record.
GCCCCAGUGACCGCAGGUAAACAGCCAAGAUGGCGGCGGCGCAGGGCGCGGGCCCGGCGGGGCCCGGCGGCGGCGGGACGGGCCUCACGGACCUGCCGGGCGAGCUGCUGGAGCUCAUCCUCUGCUGCGACGUGCUGGGCGCCGCCGACAUCGGCCGCGUGUCCUGCACCUGCCGCCGGCUGCGCGAGGCGUGCCAGCCCCGCGGGAAGGUGUGGCGGGAGCGCUUCCGCCUCAGGUGGCCGUCCCUGCUGAAGUACUACAGCCACACGGACGGGGUGAGCUGGCUGGAGGAGUACAAGGCGCGGCACAACGCGGGGCUGGAGGCCCAGAGGAUUGUGGCUUCCUUCUCCAAAAGGUUCUUCUCAGAACACGUCCCCUGUGAUGGAUUCAGUGACAUUGAGACUCUGGGGUGCCCCAGUCACUUCUUUGAGGAUGAGCUGAUGUGCAUCCUGAACAUGGAAGGAAGGAAAGGCCUCACCUGGAAGUAUUAUGCCAAGAAAAUUCUCUAUUUCCUGCGGCAACAGAACAUAUUGAAAAACUUGAAGGAGUAUCUGCAGCGCCCGACCGAGCGACAGUCGUUCCUGGAGGGUGCUGUUUUAAUUGAUCAGUACUGUAACCCCCUGUCAGACAUCUGCUUAAAAAGCGUCCAGGCGCAGGUGGACGACAUCGCGGACAAGGUGCGCAAAGUCCUGCGGACCAAAAACCCCCGGCACCCCAGCCUGGCUUCCAAGGCAGGAGAGGUCAGUGUUCCAGAGGUGGAGCUCCAGCGGCAGGUUCUCGAUGCCAUGAACUGUGUCCUGUACGAGCAGUUAAAAUACAAAGGAAACGAGCUGGAUUACUACAACUCCCUGAAUUCAUACAUUCACCAGGUUUUGAUCCGCAGGACAGGAAUUCCCAUCAGUUUGUCUGUGCUUUAUUUAACAAUUGCCAGGCAACUGGGAGUCAAACUGGAACCAGUCAACUUCCCCAGCCAUUUUCUCUUGAGGUGGUGUCAAGGAAAAGAAGGGAGCACAGAUAUUUUUGACUACACCUACAUCGAUGCCUUCGGGAAGGGGAAGCAGCUGACGGUGAAGGAGUGCGAGUACCUGAUCGGGCACCACGUGACAGAGGAGUUCUAUGGGGUGGUGACUUCCAAAGAGGUCCUGCAGCGCAUGGUGGGCAACCUCCUGAACCUUGGCAAGCGAGAAAGCACUGACCAGUCUUACCAGCUCUUGAGAGACUCCCUGGAUCUGUACCUGGCCAUGUAUCCGGACAAUGUGCAGCAUCUAAUGCUCCAGGCUAGGUUAUACUUCCACCUGGGAAUCUGGCCAGAAAAGGUCCUGGACAUCCUGCAGCACAUCCAGGCCCUGGACCCGUCGCAGCACGGGGCCGUGGGGUACCUGGUGCAGCACACCCUGGAGCACAUCGAGCGGCGCAAGGAGGAGGUGGGGCCCGAGGUGAAGCAGCGCUCGGACGAGAAGCACAAGGAGGUCUGCUUCUCCAUAGGGCUCAUCAUGAAACACAAGAGGUACGGCUAUAACUGCGUCAUCUACGGCUGGGAUCCCGCCUGCAUGAUGGGACACGAGUGGAUCCGGAACAUGAACGUCCACAGCCUCCCCCACGGCCCCCACCAGCCCUUCUACAACGUCCUGGUGGAGGAUGGCUCGUGCAGAUACGCUGCCCAAGAGAACCUGGAAUACAACUCGGAGCCUCGGGAGAUCCCUCACCCCGACAUCGGCCGCUAUUUCUCCGAGUUCACCGGCCUUCACUACCUGGCAAACACCGAGCUGGAAAUCCGGUACCCGGAGGAUUUGGAGCUCACACGAGCCACGGUUCAGAAGAUCUACAGCUCAGGCAAGGAGUGAGUGCAGAAGGCAGUGUGAGGACAGAAGCAGCUGGAGUGUAGCUUUACCCUCUUGGCAAAACUUGCGUGGGAAGCAAGUUCGGUGACAAUCCCUCGGCUUGAUAAUGCAUUGAAAACUGCAUUGAACUUUGAAACUGGUGCUACAGCAUCUUCCCCUUGCCUGCCUGCCCCUUCUGGCCCGAGAGGCACAGGGACAUGUUGGCAGUUGAGGCCAAGCAGAAGGAUCUUGCAGGGACAGCCAUGCCAAGGAAGCGCGUGGUCCUUUGGAAGGAUCUGCACAAACUGCUCGUCCUGUGGUUGUCUUGCCUUAGGAGGUCGACACAGUGAGAUCCCUGGUGUAGAACGUGGAAGAACCCCCUCUUCCAGAGAAGGAAGUUGCUUGUCCUUGCAGAACUGUGGGGUUUUUGUUUGGUUGUGUCUGUUUGCUUUGGUUUUUAAUGUAUAUCCCAGGCAGGUGAUAGUUUUUAAAGUCUCUUACGUUUCCCUGUCGUCCUCUCCGGUCUGAGUUUUUGGUCAGGUUUUGCUUCACCUCUGUAGUCUGAUUGUUCAUAGAGCUUCUGUUCCAAUCUUGAAUAUCCUUCUGGGCCUGGCAAUAUCCUUUUGGGCCUGGGAAAGAGCCCCAGCAACAAAACCAGCAGCAAUGAGGCUUCUGGGGGUGGCAGGCACUGGGUCCAGUGGCCACCUUGCUGAGGACACGGACUCUCCUAAAGCAGAAGAGGAGCUUCUCGUCCUUUUCCACGCCUGCUGAACACACCCAACCCAUGUUUCGUGAUCUGUUCAUCAUGUGUGUCCAAGGCAGGACCUGUGGCAUGGCCUGAGUGCUCCCAGGACACUUUGGAACCUCGUGGCACUUUCCUGGGAGCCUUGGGGCCGGUGCCACAAUGACUUCGAUGUACAGGGAGCUGCCACUCGCUGCCACCUCCAAUCUGUAGGUAUUUAUGCAAUACAUUGGAAUUAUGACUGGAAACUGGCCAGCCCUGGAGUCAGCCAACCUGUGUAUGGAAACAAGAUGUUGAUUCCUGCAGCUCGAGGCCUUCUUCCUUUUUGCCAAAAGAGACUGGAUUCUGGGGGAGCACAGACUUUGCUGCCUGCAAGGGAAGAGCUUUAGCAGCUCAAGGCACAUGAAUUUUAACAUGACUUAAAGACCCAGGCAGAACCACAGCAGAAAAGGUUUUCCUCUGGGUCCAGGGGUGCAGAGUGACAGUAUUUGUGCAUAUCUUUGUGGUUUCUGAAGCAAUGUGUGUAGAGUAGCUGCAGCUCCUGUCACUGUCCAGUUGCAACACAGUAGUUCUCUCAGAGCUGAGAAUUAGGUCCCUGUAGAAUUAGGUGGAUGCUCUUAGGCUCUUGUAGCACUUCAGGUGAAAUCACAGAGCCCUGCCCUAAAGCAAUGCUUGAACUGCAUGUCAUCCUCCUGCAGUCCUGGUCAUCCUCCUGCAGUCCUGAUCAUCCUGCAGUCCUGGUCAUCCUGCAGUUCUGGUCAUCCUCCUGCAGUCCUGGUCAUCCUCCUGCAGUCCUGAUCAUCCUGCAGUCCUGGUCAUCCUGCAGUUCUGGUCAUCCUCCUGCAGUCCUGGUCAUCCUCCUGCAGUCCUGGUCAUCCUCCUGCAGUCCUGGUCAUCCUCCUGCAGUCCUGGUCAUCCUCCUGCAGUCCUGGUCAUCCUCCUGCAGUCCUGGUCAUCCUCCUGCAGUCCUGGUCAUCCUGCAGUCCUGGUCAUCCUGCAGUCCUGGUCAUCCUGCAGUCCUGGUCAUCCUCCUGCAGGCCUGGUCAUCCUGCAGUCCUGGUCAUCCUCCUGCAGGCCUGGUCAUCCUGCAGUCCUGGUCAUGCUCCCACAGUCCUGGUCAUCCUGCAGUUCUGGUCAUCCUGCAGUCCUGGUCAUCCUCCUGCAGUCCUGGUCAUCCUCCUGCAGUCCUGAUCAUCCUCCUGCAGUCCUGGUCAUCCUCCUGCAGUCCUGGUCAUGCUCCCACAGUUCUGGUCAUCCUCCUGCAGUCCUGGUCAUCCUCCUGCAGUCCUGAGCACUGGUUGUGUGCAAGAAAUAAACACUCAAAGCCCAGCACGUUGCCCCUGGAGUGGUGGUGAUGGUCUGUAGGGACCCCAGGCCUUCAGGGACAGCAGCCUGGAAUGUGCUGAGGAAUGGAGAAGGUGCUCUGCUCCAAGGGGAACUGUGAAGGAUUAUAAUCAUAGAGUCCCAGAAUAGUUUGGGUUGGAAGGGACCUUAAAGCUCAUCCAGUUCCCAAGAGCAGGGACACCUUCCACUGGAGCAGGUCUGCACUGAAAUGACCUUGCAGGGAAGGAGGAACUUCCAUUUUGAAUCAGGGUAGGGAAACCUCAGACAAAAAUCUUAAAACAUCCCUUGUUCUCGAGGAUUGGAGCAGACCCCAGCCCUCCAGUCCUUUUUGGGGGUUGAAAGCAGAUCCCAAAAGAUUCCUAGCAGGGGUGCCAGGUUGGGAAUGGGGCUGUGGAGUCCCAGGGUUGAUGCUGGUAGCUGAGAACAGGCAGAGCAGGGUUUGGGCUCCCCGGUCCCAGUCCCAGCUCUGGAUGUCACCGAGUUCCCUUGGACUCUGCCAAAGGGGCAGUCUGGUGACAUCUUGGCCUCUCUCAAGUGUAUCAAGGGAAUUUUACCAAGCUCACAGGAGCCCUCAGGUGCUGCCUGAGUGCCAGGCAGAGUCGUGCCAUAAAAAAACCACAGGAGCCAACGGAAGCCACACAGAGCUCCCCUGAAAACUGGUGCUGGCCAGUGCUUCUCUAACCCACGUGAACACAUGCUGUGUGCUUAAAGCCAGGGGUCCCAGAGCAGCCAGCAGAGCCCAUUAUAUCCCUCUUUUGGGGCCACUCUGUGUCUGUACCAUGAGGAGAGUCUGUUCAAGGAGGAAGUGGGGGAGUUGCUGCUCACCACAGGCUGCACCCUUCCCGUUUCCAAGGGGAGUGUUGUGUGCUGUGAGGGGCUGGAUGCACAGGGCAGCCCAGCAGCCCUGUAGCUAAAUCCUGGGCCCUUUGGCAGGUGUUUGGUGGAGGAACUGUGUCCUCAGACAGCUCUGCUUUGCUGUGCUGCCCAUGCCUGGCUGUGGGUGUUGGUGUCACCCGGGAGCACUGACACAGCCUUGGAUGUGCCAAAGCUGGAAGAAACUUGAGGUGUUUUCAGUAGGCACCACACAACACCAGCCCAGGGUCCAAGUCUGCUUUUGGGACUUCAGGCAAACACAAAGUGUGUUUGUUCCCAUUUGGUUGGGGUGGCCCCUCUGCCUCCUGUGCUGUUUGCUCUGGGUUGAGUUUUGCUCUUGGUGAGGAGGAAUUCCCUGCUGAAGUAUCUACAGCUGUAGGAGCUUCAGUCCAAGCAUCCAGGGUGGCCAGGGAAAGCUGGAAACCCCCCAAGGAUCCCUCUCUGUCCCUGCUUGAGCAGCCUCUCAGAAUGCACAUCAGUUCCUGCAGGCUGCGCAUCCGAGGUCUGCACAGCGGGAAACGCCUCUGUGGGAUAGUAGGGUGACAUUUGCUGUUUCCCUGUGCCCCCUCCCCUCCUGGUAGCACAGGAGGGGGUUUCCACAGUCACCUUUUCCCCAAGAAGACAGCUGUGGAUCCCAAAAGUUCCUGUGUCCAUGAGUAAUGUCCAGGUCCAGGUCCAUGUUACAGAUGGUGCCGAUGCACACAGUGUGCAGUUUGUCCUGUCUCUGUGGGGCUCUCCAGGAGAAGGGAUGUUUUCUGGAGAAGGUGGAAUUGCCUCCCUCCUCUCCCACCAUCCAACCAGGUGGAAAGCCUGACCCGGUUCCUCAGUGCAGUGCCAAAGUCCUCUGGUCCUGCAUCCCCUGGGAGCAGAGGGGUGAAUUUCCUGCACUCAAACCAUCUUCUCCCUUCUCUUUCCAUGCCAUUGGCCAUCUGUCCUGGGGGACAGAACAGCCCAGGUUAAAUCUGGAGGGUGAGGGAAAAACAGAGUGGGGGAAGAGGAGGCUGGGAGGAGGGUGGAGGGAAGGAGGAGUCACUGUCUGGAUCCUUAGGAACAGGACAGGGAGCUGAGCAGCAGCCGUGGGCUGGUUCCCAGCAGUGCCACUGGAUCCAGGGACUCAGGGAUGUUACAGGGAGCACCAUUCCUGGGUUUCCUCUAGCAGGGAGUGAGGCCUGUGGGCAACAGCAUCUAUGGGAGGUUUGUCCACCCUUACAGGCCAGUGUCUUGUGAGAAAGGCUGCAGAGCUGCUCCCAGCCCUCCACCAGCGGAGUGUGUUCCCUGGGACAGCUGGUGGUGCCACAUCCUCUUGGGAAGCCCUUCCAACCCUCCCACACCCAUCCUGACACGCAGGACCAGCAGGAACAUGCUCAGAGCACCCUGACACAGCCAAGGGCUGGGAGUGUGGCCUCUGUGACAAACCAUGACCUUUGUCACCAGCCUUGGCAGGAAAACCAGACAGCAGGACCCUCCAGCCCUGCCUGGGGCCAGCAGAGUGCUGUGUCCUCUGGGACAGGGGGUGAGGAAAGGCUGGAGAAGGGCUCCUGGGGUGUCCUGGUCCCUUCCAGGCCACCUUCACCUGCACACCAGGUCGCUCAGGGUGUUGUCCUGACUAGUUCUGAGCAUCUCCCAGGGCCAUCCCAGCCCCGUGGGCCCUGCCAGCCUCCCUGCUGGCUCCUCCCCCAGAGAGGACACAGGGACUGUGCAGGCAGGGACAGAAUGGUGCUGUGUUACCCUCCCUUCUCUGGGCUGGAGGGGCCUGAACCAAACAAAAAGCCACAUUUAAUGGAAAACUGCCCAGAGGGUGCAGAGUCCCAGGGCCCCCGACACAGCUGAGGUUGCAAGAUGGGGACAUCUCUCCUUUCUCCUUUUUUAUUUAUAAACAGGUAUUUUCUUGGAUCUGGGAGAGCUGGAGGCUGGAAAUGAUUUGAUCCCUUUCCUGUUUAUAUUUGGCUUUAAAAAAAUAAACGACACUGACUUGCUACCCCC